This is a messenger RNA of Mercenaria mercenaria, 4399 nucleotides long. RefSeq lists its product as uncharacterized. The record is from RefSeq and is a predicted model, not a curated record. Gene Ontology annotation, biological process: protein phosphorylation; signal transduction. Bases 119 to 2878 code for a protein of 919 amino acids. Gene Ontology annotation, cellular component: plasma membrane. Lineage: Eukaryota; Metazoa; Mollusca; Bivalvia; Venerida; Veneridae. Gene Ontology annotation, molecular function: protein binding; ATP binding; protein kinase activity. The transcript has 16 exons.
GUCCCUUUUGUAUUCUCCAUAUUUGUAGCAAUGGAGCGGGGGAUAAUCACUCAAAAUUCAAAGUGAAUUAAUAAAGACUGUUAGUGCCAAGCUAAGGCUGGCGUAAAUUCUGGCAGAAAUGGCAACAAACCAACCGCCAGCUGUGCUGGCAAGAGAAGCAACUGAAAAGAAUCUCCAACGUAUUGCUAAGUCAGUGGGAUCCAACUGGGAAAUGCUUGGGCCAUACCUUUUAAAGCAAAAUGCCAUGGCUAAAGUAGAACAAAUAAAAGAAGAUCACCAUAAAACUGAAAUGCGUAUAUAUAACCUGCUUCUAACCUGGAGGCAACAGGCUGCACCAGAUACAACGCUUGGUCAUUUAUUCCAUCAGAUGCUUCAAGUUGGUACCUCUGUGACAGUAGAAUGGCGGUCAAUAGCAAAAUACCUAGAUAUUGAUGAAAGAGACAUAAGAGCAUGUAAAAAGGGUUACCAGCCACCUGUACAGGAGCGCUCUACCAAUUUAUCAAUCCCAGAUGAGCAGAAUUCAGCCCAACAGUUUCCUGUUCAGGCUACUGAGGACGAACCUAUGGAAGUUGACUCUGAUCGACGUGUCACGGAAAAAGGAAAAAUGGAAGUUGACUCUGGACCUGUCACGGAAAAAGGAAAAAUUGAAAGUGACCUUGGACGUGUCACUGCAAAAGAAAAGAUGGAAGUAAUGGAAGUUGAUGAAGAACAUGGUAGUGAAGAAAAAUUUAGACCAUCGUUAGAGGACCGGAAACAUAAUAAAACAUGUAGACCUCCUAUGGAUGCUUGUAUAUUUGAUGGUCGAUUGAUCAAGCUUGAGAAGAAAGAUAUCAGUAUCUUGGAACAUGUUUGUGUUAAGGAGAUCGGGAGAGGUGGAUUUGGAAAGGUUUAUUCUUCUUCAGAUUAUUCAGAUGAAUCUAUUCCAAAUGGCUUUGGAAUGCAUGUUGCUGUAAAGAAGAUAAAAGUUCCAGAUAAGGAAAAUGAAGACUAUAUCAGAUCAAUCAGAAGGGAAAUGAUAACGUCUAGAAUAAUGCACCCAUUUGUUCUUCCGUUAUUAGCUGUUGUUGAUCGACUUCAAGGGAACUUGGAAUUUUGGUUUGUUUCUCCACUGUGCAAAAAUGGUGAUCUUCAUGCUGCUAUUAAGAAGGGCAAUGUAAUAACUAGAGAGAUGACAUUUGUGAAGAUUCUUCUCCAUAUUGCAUUGGCCAUCCAGUACAUCCACACUGCAGUGCCAAAUGUCAGGGAUGUCAUCCUUCAUAAGGACAUUUCGUCUAAAAAUGUUGUGUUGGAUGAUAAAUUUAAUGCUCGCCUAAUUGACUUUGGAUUGGCAAGAGAAAAAGACGAUGAAACAACAAAUGUAAAAGGAAAAGUGUAUUAUUUACAUCCCGAUUUUGGAAAACAUGGUGCUACGGAAAGCUGGGAUUAUUACAGUUUUGGAGUCAUUAUUAGGGAAGUGUUGACUGGUCUUGAGCCUCAAGGAUGUGGAAAUAAGUUUCUAAAGUUUAUGGAAGCUGAUGAAGUCGAGAGGAUUCUUAAGGAUUUAAAAGAACAAAAGAAAUGUAUUUGGUCAGCAAAUGAUAGAGACAUACAACUUAAUAGUGUUGCUGAAAAGUGUCUAAAACAAAAUGACUGGAAAGUUGAAAAAUUUGACACAAAUGUUGUUCAAGGAAUAAAAAAAAUCUGGAAGGACUUUGGUCAAAACAAGAUACUAGACCUAAAAGACCAAGCUAAAUGUCAUAUAUGCAUGAUAAAUCCAAAAGCGAGGGAAACCUCGAUGACACAGAAGCAUGCAGACAAUUGUAGCCAGAAAAUUGAAGUGUGCAUAGCUUGCGAAAAGAACUCUUUUCUCAAUCCAGUCACAUGUUACUGCGGAACAGAAUUGCAACCAGAAAUAGGAAGUAAGUAUGGUGCAUUGCUGGUAGCAGGAAAUGAUUUGAAAAACAUGUCAGUGGCAGAAGCAUUGACAAAGGAUAUCAAGGAGCUAAAGAAACUGAUUACGUCAAGAGCACCACGUAUAAUGGGAAUGAGUGAAAGAAAGGUUCACACAGUAGUACCAAGAAAACCUGGAGAAGGGCCAGAAAAUCUUUGGCCAAAAGUGAAAGAAUGUAUAGAUAUCUUUAGCGAAGAUAAAGAUAUUGAUACAUUGCUGAUCUAUUUUUCCUGUCACGGUGCAAAGAACAAGGGCUCUGGUGAUGCAGAAAACAAUUGUUUUGAACUUGGAUCAGAAAGUAUUGCAAUGACAACGUUUCAGAAGGAGUUGAAACGUCUGGACAAUAUUGAUAAACUGGUGAUAGUUUUAGAUCGCUGCCAUCCUUCAAGGAUAAAGUUUCAGGACGGUAGAAAAUUCAUUCAGAUAAAUGCAUGCAAAGAAAACCAGAAGGCAGACAUAACGGAUGAAGGCAGCAUUUUUACAAAAUAUCUCGUUCAAGGAUUAAAAGCAAAUUCAGAGGGGAAGAGAUGCGCUGACAAUUGUCAGUGUUGUAAUGACUACUGGGCAAAAAGGACUGAUUUUAUUACGGUCCAAAGCUUAUAUGAUUAUGUAAAGCAUCAUAUGAGGAAAGUAUCUCCGACAAUAGCUUUGGACUUGCAGGGAGACAGCAGCAACAUUGCAUUCUACACAGACGACCAAGUUCUUAUAGAGUUUGAGGAUUGUACUGGCACUAAAAAAGAUGUACCGCUUGAGUAUCUUCAAAACAUAGAGCAGCUGGAAUCUAAAUUGUUUAAGAUGUUUGAAAAAGAGGAUAAAGUGAAUAAAGUCCGAAUACUAAGACAUACGUAUAGAAAAGAGAAAGAUCUAGAAGAGUGUGACACACUGGAAAAGGUUAUGUCGGCCUGGGUCCACAGACAACCAUUGAAAGUAAAAUUUGAACCUGUCUGAUAUCAUACGUAUAGAAAAAGGCAGUGAUAUAGAUACAGAAAUGCAUUACCAUGCAAACUUGUACACAACUUGUAUUGGCAUAAUAUCUCGGUUCCUUUCGAAAACUAGCCAGAUCCCAUCAUGGGUUCGAGAGGGGCCCCUUAAAUGGCCAAAAUUUGCUAUUUUUGGCUUGUGAACAUAAUAGAGACCACAUUUUGCAAUCAACUUUACUCAGACUUGCACACAACAUGUAUUGGCAUAAUAUCAUGGUUCUUUUCGAAAACUGGCCGGAUCCCAUCAUGGUUCCACAGUUAUGGCCCCUUUAAGGGCCAAUUUUUGCUAUUUCGGCUUUUGCAGCCAUAUAGAGACGUCAGUUAUGGUUAGAUUUGAUACAAACUUGCAAAAUUACUCUAGCCCUAACCCUAACCCGUGAGGUCGAAUCAUAGGUUCUAGAGUUAUGGCCCUUGAAUGAACAUUGAAAGUGCCAAAGUAUGUUAAUUUUUGCCUUGUGACCAUUUUGCAUUCAACUUUAGAAAAUCAUGCACACAACUUAAAUCACAGUAAGAUAUCCAUUCCCGUUGCUUGAAGGUCAAGGUCACACAUUGAGGUCAAAGUCAGCACUUAUAAAUAAAAUGGUUAUAUCUCUGCAACUAUUGAUGGUAUUGGUUUUGAAACUUUAUGUAUGUCAUCAGGUUGACCUAGACACUAUGCACUUAUUAUCCCCCGCCGAUGAAAUCGGGAGGGGGGUAUUGAAAUGGCGUUGUCAGUCCGUCCGUGCGUGCGUCCGUCCGUCCGCAGCCAUUUCUCAGUAACUAGCAGGUAGAAUUUCAUGAAACUUGAAAUAAACAUGAACCAACAUACUGCGAUGAUGCCCGUCAAGUUUCUUUUUGGAUUGGUCAAUUUCCCUUCGAGUUAUUGCCCUUGAUUUAAUGAAAAAUGCUCCAAAAAUGUCUGUCCGCAGCCAUUUCUCAGUAACUAUCGGGUAGAAUUUCAUAAAACUUGACCUAAACAUGCACCAGCAUACUGCGAUGAUGCCCGUCAAAUUUUUUAUCGGAUUGGUCAAUUUCCCUUAGAGUUAUUGCCCUUGAUUUAAUGAAAAAUCUACAUCUGCAACCAUUUCUCAGUAACAAGCUGGUAGAAUUUCAUGAAACUUGAAAUAAAUAUUAACCAACAUACUUCGAUGAUGCCGGUCAUUUUUUUUUUCAAUUGGUCAAUUUUCCUUAGAGUUAUUGCCCUUUAAUUGUUUAAAAAUCUACAGAUUUGUACAUAACAAACCAACCCAUUGGUAGAAUUUCAUUAAACUUCUUUCAUUCUUUUCCAUGAACAUUUAGUAUAAACAUCUGAAGUUUUGUACCCACACCUGGUCACCACCUUGCCUUGGUCACACAUCCUCCCCCUCUCAACCCCCCCCCCCCCCCCACCCCAAAAAAAUCAUUCCUUUUUUUUUUUCCAAACCUUCCAUGAAUAUUUAUUAGCAUGCAGAGUUGUACCAUUCCCCCACCUCACUCUACAGUCGGUCUUGCCCACCACCCCGAUCAUACG